AUGGCGACUGUCGUGGUUCAACAGCAGCAUGCGCUGCAGCAUUCGACUCCGCCGCCUUCACCCAUUCCCACAGCACUCGCCAUCCCCCGCCGAACUAGCCCAAUCCCGAACAAGCAUCUUCCCGUCUGCCCAACUGGGCCCUCACCAUCGGAAUCGGCCUCCCAGGAGUCACUGGGACUCCGAAUGACCAAUGAACAGACAUCCUCUCUUUUGUACCCUCCAGAGGGCUUUGUGCGUCUCUCACGCCUGCCGUCACCAACGGUAUAUGCCCUCGAUGGCGAGACACUGGCCGCCGCGCUCAAUCAUCAGGCGGCGCAGCCCCUACCAGAUCCAUCGCAAAUGUUCCCCUGGCUGCAUGGUCUGCAUCCAGAUAACCACCUGCAGUUGGGCUUCUUUUCCAGUCGCAAACGCUCCGCGCGCCGAGCGCCGAAAUGCUGGCGCGGCAUCACUGUGGUCAAGCUUGGCGGUGACCUGACUAAGGCGCGCAUCAAGGGUGCUGUGACUGCCCAGGAAGUGAUCACUCCAUCGGCACGUUUCUUGAUGUCCGAUCCACCAGAGGGAUUCUCGGUUCGGAACUUCCAUAUCCAGACAGCCAAAUUGGCUGCCAUGUCAGAUAUUGUUGUCUAUGCCGAAGAUGGAGCGAGUAGAUCCGAGUUGCUUGCGCUGGCGGAGGAUUUUGUCACAGCCCAGCAGGCCUGGAGAUUGAAGAAUGACCCCGCCCAGGAGCGCCCAGCAUACAACACCUUUGUCUUAACGAGUAGCUUUGCCGACUUUGAAAAGAAAUGCCCCAGCAUGGUGGCCAUCGACUCUAACGGCCAUAGUACAGGCCAAGUCAUGGACUUUUUCCAAUGGGAGCGUCUUGAAAUGUGCAGCAUGUCCCGAGCAUCAGAGAUAUCUGCCAAUGUCUUCCUCGGACCCACUCCAGAGUACAUACUGAGGCCUGGCACAUGUCAGCCGCCGAAGGAGAAGACCUACGAUCUUCUGAUUGAGGCCAGCGAUCUGGCCAAUAUUCCAGGCCCUCGUUUCUUGGGCAUGAUGGACAAGCAGCUGGAAGGUGGCACCCAGCGUAUGGAGUUCCCCUCAUCAGGUUCGAUUGUUCUUCCCUCGGGCAAUACCCGCGAAGUGGAGGAUAUCGUAAACACGAUCCGCUGGAUCUAUUAUCUGGCGAACCCAGAACAGCCCGCCGAGGUGGCUGAUCGCGAAGGCGAUGUCGCCAUGACUCACGCUGGCAAGAAACCCCGCCGAGUGUUGAUCCACUGUGCUGAUGGAUACACUGAGAGCUCGCUGCUUGCUGUCGCAUAUUACAUGUUUGCCGAGGGAGUUCCUGCACCGGAGGCUUGGCUCCAGCUUCAUUGUAACAAAAAGCGCAACUUCUUUACAUACCCAACCGAUGUCGCAUUUCUGAGUCACAUUCAGCCGCGCCUGCUGCAGGAAAGUCCUGCCUCGCGGUCCAUCGACACCUCGUGUAUUUGGGAUCCUGACUGGUUCUUGAAGAUGGACGGAUCCCUCCCCAGCCGGAUCCUGCCGUACCUGUAUCUGGGAAAUCUCAACCAUGCGAAUAACCCGGACUUGCUGCGGGAGCUCGGCAUCCGACGUGUUUUGAGUAUCGGCGAGGCUGUUAACUGGAGCCUUGAGGAACGCUCCAAGUGGGGUACUGACAACUUGAUGUUCAUUCAUAAUGUGCAGGAUAACGGCAUCGACCCGUUGUCAGAGGAGAUAGAUCGGUGCCUGGAGUUUAUUGGCAAAGGAAAGAGCGACGGAACUGCGACCUUGGUUCACUGUCGCGUGGGUGUAUCCAGAUCCGCCAGUAUCUGCAUCGCGGAGGUGAUGGCCUCGCAAGGGCUGUCUUUCCCUCGUGCUUAUUGCUUUGUCCGGGCUAGACGUUUAAACGUAAUCAUUCAGCCUCACCUUCGAUUUGUCUACGAGCUUCUGCAGUGGGAACAGCUGCAAAAGCAAAAGCGCGGCAUCCCCUCAAAACGAGAGUUGGAAUGGGCAACUGUCUCGCGUGAGAUUGCCCUCCUCAACAAGCCGUACUCGAGAACCUAA
Molecule: messenger RNA, 2046 nt
Organism: Penicillium subrubescens
Lineage: Eukaryota; Fungi; Ascomycota; Eurotiomycetes; Eurotiales; Aspergillaceae
Gene: pps1
Product: tyrosine/serine/threonine protein phosphatase PPS1
Exons: 6
Coding region: 1-2046 (681 amino acids)
Biological process (GO): protein dephosphorylation; nuclear DNA replication
Molecular function (GO): protein tyrosine/serine/threonine phosphatase activity
Source: RefSeq, a predicted model, not a curated record